Molecule: messenger RNA, 902 nt
Organism: Drosophila montana
Lineage: Eukaryota; Metazoa; Arthropoda; Insecta; Diptera; Drosophilidae
Exons: 3
Source: RefSeq, a predicted model, not a curated record
AUGAGCAUUGUUAACGACCAACUACGAGACGUCAUCAGUUCACUGACUGUUCAGCAGUGCAACAAGCGGGUCCAAAUGCACGGCGGUGAAGACUGUACAGUGGAAGACUGCCUCCAACAAUUCGAAUGGGCACUGCAAAAUCGCAGCACUUGCGAUGAGGUAAUCGCAAAACAGCCAACAGCCUUUGCAGACGCAUACGAGGCUGCAUAUGCCAGGGAGUUGUUACUACGAUCAGCAAACACGGUUAAUGAUAACCAAGCUGCAGAUACAGAGCCUACAUGCAAACUGGGCUUCUCGCCAAUCAGGAGGAAGCCGUCAAGCGGAGUGAAACAGGGAAGCAAAUGCUACGGAUGUGGAGGCCAACACUUGCGCAAAGAUAGCAAAUUCAAAAACGAGAAAUGCUACGUAUGUGGUAAAGUGGGCCAUAUAAGUAAGCUUCCAGUUACAGCUUCGGUAGUUGCUCGAGAAACCAGAAAAGACCAGCAUUUGGGCAAAAUUUUGCAAAUACUGGAGAGUGCCCAAUGUCUAACACGAAAUGGAUACAAAUCACCAGAGUGCAAGUAUGAGUUAUCAUCGGGCUGCAUUACUUUCGAACACCGUGUGGUUAUCCCGACUAAACUUCAAAAACUGAUCCUGGACGAACUACACAGGGCCCACUUGGGUAUAGUAAAAAUGAAGGGUAUUGCACGCUCUUUCGUCUACUGGCAAUCUGGAAUCGAUAAGGACAUCAAGAAUGCGGCAAGAACAUGCGAGUUCUGUGCAAAACACGCGAAUCAACCUCCGAAAUGUUUCGAUCACAAUUGGGAAUACCCUAAGUCGCCAUGGGAGCACAUUCACAUCGACUACGCGGGCCCAUUUGAAGGCGCGAUGCUUUUGAUUGUUACGGAUGCAUACUCAAAGUG